Symsagittifera roscoffensis is the source of this 1045-nucleotide messenger RNA. RefSeq names its product E3 ubiquitin-protein ligase RNF170-like. Bases 100 to 942 code for a protein of 280 amino acids. The transcript has a single exon. The record is from RefSeq and is a predicted model, not a curated record. NCBI's taxonomy places the organism in Eukaryota, Metazoa, Xenacoelomorpha, Acoela, Convolutidae. Gene Ontology annotation, molecular function: ubiquitin protein ligase activity.
CUAAUUAGUUUUUAUGUUUUAGGAGGCUAUGAAAAUGACAUGUAAUAGAUUAUAAUACAACUGCUAUUCGGAAAAAAUUUGAGCCAUUUUCGUUCCGGCAUGAUGAUGGGCUUUUGGAAUUAUGCCUCGUCGGGUUCUACCGACGUAAAACAAGCGGAGCUAAUAGAGGGAAUAAGCAAUGAAGUCUUAGCGUUCGUAUUUACGGCAUUCGUUGGUAUUGUUUCCGUGACUUCAUUGAUGUACAAAUGUUUUGCCAGAGCCGUUAACCCUCAAUUGCACCCGGAUUCGAUGGAACACGUCGAGAUGACUCGUAGCGCCCGAAAUAUGGAUGGAGGAGAAAAUUCAAGUCGAACUCAGGGAGCUUUUGGGAGAUUAAACAGCGAGUCCUGUCCCAUAUGUCUUGUGCCUUUUCGCAAUGCCGAUCCAGACUCUUCUUCCAUGCCUGGAUUGGCAGUCGAAACCAAUUGCGGUCACCUUUUCUGUUCUGAAUGUUUGUUAAGGUUCCACGAAGUGUCAACAGUGAUAAGUGCAUUGAAUUGUCCUGUGUGCAGGCAGCAAGUGACCCUUCUUAUGUGGGACAGGUCAACGCCUCUAGACAGACUCAGCGAGCAGCAACGAAGACAGGUAUCAUCCAUACAGACAUACAACAGACGAUUCUCAGGUCAGCCUAGAUCUUUGAUUGACAUUCUUCGAGACAUGCCCAUUCUGAUUAGACACUUCAUUCGCAAUCUUUUCUCAGUUACAGGAAUCAGACUUCUUUUUAGAUUUCGCAGCUUUGUGUUCAUUUCUACCUGCCUCAUAUAUAUAAUUCUUCCUCUAGACUUGCUACCAGAAGCAUUAUUUGGCAUUCUAGGCUUAGUCGAUGAUAUAUUUAUUAUUCUAUGUGCCAUAACUUGGAUUUCAAUCCAGUAUCGUAACCAGAUCUUAAAUGAUGGACACUAAUACAAUGCUUUAACUCAGUGUGAAAUAAAUUCUUACCUAUUUAUUAUUGCUACAUAUCAUUAUGCACAGCUGUUCUUUUAUUGAAUUCAUUUUCCUUGAUUUA